Messenger RNA from Aspergillus melleus, 1041 nucleotides. Its product is annotated as zinc-binding alcohol dehydrogenase family protein. The coding region runs from base 1 to 1041 and encodes 346 amino acids. The record is from RefSeq and is a predicted model, not a curated record. Lineage: Eukaryota; Fungi; Ascomycota; Eurotiomycetes; Eurotiales; Aspergillaceae. Gene Ontology annotation, molecular function: oxidoreductase activity, acting on NAD(P)H. The transcript has a single exon.
AUGUCUUCCACUCAGAAAGCGAUCGUUGUCACGGAGCUCAAUAAGCCUGUCACUCUGGUAAACGACCGACCAAUCCCCGAGCCAGCCGUAGGCCAGGUUCAAGUGAAAGUGGCUGUUGCCGGCAUCAACCCUCACGACCAGAAGGGCCGUGACUGGGGUCUGAUGACCGAAGGAGAUCUCCCCUCCAUCAUCACCCACGACGUCGUUGGCCGGGUCAACAAACUAGGCUUCGGAGUCACUGAGCUUGCGGUCGGCGAUCGCGUCGUGUAUCAACCAACAUUCCUACCGGGUUCCACGCAGAAUGGCCUUCAAGAAUACGCCAUUGCGGAUAUAGGAUCUCUCGCUAAGAUUCCGGAUUCGGUCACAGACGACGAAGCUGCGACGUUACCUACGAAUGUUAUCGCGCCGUUAGUGGCUCUGUUCAAGACGCUGAAUAUCCCUGCGCCGUGGACUGCUGAGGCAAGGGAGUUCGACUACGCCAAUACGGCAAUCCUGAUCGUCGGAGGGGGGUCUAACUGUGGUAAAUUCGGCGUGCAGCUGGCCAAACUCGCGAACAUCGGACGCAUUGUGGUGGUGGGCGGCGACGAGACGAAGUUGAAGUCCUUUGGCGCUACCCAUGUCCUCGACCGCCACGCUGGAGAGGAGGCAAUCGUUGCCCAGAUUCGCGAUAUAGUCGGCGAUGAUCUGGUGUAUGCGUACGAUGCUAUUAACCCUCCCGAUGGCUUGUUCCUAGCUCUGAAUGCCCUCUCGAACAGCAAGAGAGGUGCUCUAGCUCGUCUCUUGCCCCGUGAUCCAGUCGAUGAGUCAAGGGUCCAGGGGAAGAAGGCAGGGUUCGAUGUACGUGAUGUGUUUGGCAGCUCUCAUGGACAUCCUGAGCUUGCGGCCGGGUUUUGGUCGCGACUUCCCGGGUACCUUGAGGGUGGUCAAAUUAAGCCAUUGGACUAUGUGGUCAAGCAGGGACUCUUGGCUGAGAAUGUCAAUGAGGUUUUGGAUGCCUACAGAGAUGGACGCAGGGUGACCAAGACCCACAUUCAUUUAUAG